AUGAAUGCAGAAGGCCUAUCGGAUCUCAAUAAGAUUGUAUACAUUAGUGACGAAUUAUGCCGACUGGGGCUCACUCCCAAGGAAUUCAUUGCCGGAUUCCUCACCAAAGACCACCCACAACUAGUUUACCGGAGACGAUCUUGGGGUACAAAUUAUGGAUCGACAUCAACUUUAAACUUGGUCCAAUUGAUAAGAAAUAUAUUCCUGAAGACCCAAGAUGGAGCUGAUCGGAGGGCUGACUUCAUUCAAACAGAGGCCAUUAGGAUUUUACGUGCACAAAGCCCACCUAGUGGCUACUACCCUGGCGGCUCGUUCCAAAGUGCGGUGAAUGUGACACCUGCCUUUUUUGGUGAUUCGGCAAUGGAUGAGCGCAAAGAUCGGUUAACAAAUCAUGAUACCCCUUUUCUUUACAACAUCUUGGUUGGAACGUUGGCGGGACCUGGAGCUGACGUUUUCACACUUGACAAGCUGGAUGCCGACAAUCCUCCAGAACAAUAUAUUUCUCGGGCUAGCACAACAGAUAAUGCGCUUCAAGAUCCAUCAAAUAAGAGCUCUGACUUGAGUCCUGACGAGGCUGAGGAGUUGAUGUAUGAGGGUGAUGUGAUCUCCACUUCAAACCCUGCACUUCAACAUCGGCAGGCACGCUCCGCUCAGACGGCUUCGGUUAUAUGCUCAAUGAUGGCAUUUGCGCGAAACCGACGACAUAAUGGCCUGCAGCUGGCCAACUCAAUUCGCUUUGUAGCUUGUGGGGUAUCGGAAACCAUCAAUGAGUAUCUCCAUUACAUGGGAUUGACAUCUUCUCGUAAGACAGCACUGGUGGCUCUACAAUCUUUAGCUCGAGCGGCAGCCAACAAAAUUGUUCACUCAAUGGCCGUAAUGGACCGUCUGGCCCCUCCACUAUGUAUUGAUAAUCUGGACAUGGAGGAACGCGUUCACCUGGCCUCCAUCGGGACUCAAAACCGGAUGUUUCACGGAACAUGGGGGUACAUUCAUGUUCCCUCCCAAGCGCUUUGGGAUUCUCUGGACCCAAGCGAAAUGACCCUCGAGGCAUAUCACAACUCUCUCCGUCCACUAGCCAACUUGUCAAUCGAACCAUCAAUGUUCUUUCCAACUGAUAGCGAGGACUACAUGUUUGUGUGGAAAAGUCAGCUGGCCAGUGUGAUGCUCAAGUAUGUGGCGACUCCAGCCAACCGUGAGGGAAUGAUUGCAACGGAACCUCCAAUCGUGGAGCAGAUCAGCUUCGAGGCCCCUGAAAUACACAUGCUCAGGUUGAUGGACGAAUCCGACAAUUCGGCAGAGGGAAUUGGGCAAGUCAUGGAAGCCUUGCAGCGUCAAUCAGGGCUGGAUCCUGAGGAGUUCUUUGGUCGAUUGCAGCUGAUGGAUGGUGAUCUGGGAACAGCCCAGAUCUUUAAUGCAAUCCGAUCACUUCGAAGCCCAAGUGAGCAUUGCGAGCAUCAUCUAGAUAACGUCACCUUUACGCUGGGGGCCUCCCACACUCUUUGGAAUAUUUCUCAGUCAAUUCUCACAAAGCACUUUGGGAAUUCAGAUCAGAUGGAUGACCUGGGUGUCUGGCGAUAUCUGGAUGCCCUAGGGAUUCCCCCAGAAAAGGUAAUCCAGAAGAAGGACUAUACUAAGAUGAUUCAAGCAAUGACACACGUACAUGAGGCAACUAUCUAUCAUUGUCUCCGGUCGGUCAUGGAUAUAGAUGGUGAUCCAAUUACCGAAACACUCCCAGUCCUCCCCACCGCCGCAUGGAACAGCAUUGUGGACAAAUGCUACGAUAAAUUCUGUUCACCCGGUGCUCGCCUGGCAGCCUCCAAGCGCAAUUGUGCAAAGUUGUCUAACUUGCUCAUACGACUACAGGAUUUUUCGACGGUGGUUGAAGCUAAUCGAGCCAUGAAGGCUGGGGAUCUCAUGCGACACAAUCUCUUGGUCUCUCCCAGUGGCCGACCCAAUCACUUUGUCCCCAAAGACUUCUUGCUUGAAAACCACAACUAUUGGCUGAAAUUCUUCUACACCCGAGCAGGCAUUGGUACUCAAAUUGAACGCCUCAAAAAGCUGUUCUCAUCAAAUAUCCCCUUGGUAUAA
Molecule: messenger RNA, 2088 nt
Organism: Puccinia graminis f. sp. tritici CRL 75-36-700-3
Lineage: Eukaryota; Fungi; Basidiomycota; Pucciniomycetes; Pucciniales; Pucciniaceae
Exons: 5
Coding region: 1-2088 (695 amino acids)
Source: RefSeq, a predicted model, not a curated record